CGCUCGAGGUUAGUGCCUCUGGCUUGCCGUCGUUCGUCACCCAGAGCGUGAGGAGACCAUGUGAUCCGCAAACGCAGCCACGGCUCGGGACGGAGUGAGGCAGGAGCGAUGGAAGCGGGUGCGUGCGAGCAGGACGCCUUCGAGGCCAUCGUCAUGGCAGACUCCAGAUUUCAUGGAGAAGGCUAUCAGGAAGGUUAUUCUGAAGGGCUUCAAGCGGGUGUCAUUGAAGGAAGGCAGUAUGGGUUGCAGCAGGGUGCCAGCAUCGGCUUGGAAAUCGGAUCAUACCUUGGUUUUGCAGUGACAUGGCAGAGGCUUCUUCAUAAAGGAUCAGAUGGAAAACACAGGAAAAAGAUAAAAGUACUGGAGUCUUUAAUAGAGAUGAUUCAGAAAUUUCCUCGUGAGGAUCCAGUCUAUGACAAACUUCAAGAAGACCUGGUGAACAUCAGAGGACGGUUUAAACAGGUGUGUUCAUUAUUGCAUAUUCCAUCUGAUUCUAGACUUGGUUCUGAGGGAGCUGCUCUUACAUUCUGAAAUAAGCAUGAAAAAGAAGAAAGCUUUGAUAGGAUCCUCACCAAGAGAAACCUUACAUGGAUAAAGGGCAACUGUAAGAGCUAAGCUCAGAGACAGCAGAGAAUUCUGAGGGGAUAUUGUCCAUGUCCCUGCAAAUAAGAAAGUGUUGGUGCUGUAGCCCUGAGAGCUGACUCCACUACGCCACUGGAUAUCUAUCACUUCUGUUUUCCAAAAGCAAGUAUGAAAUAUCACUUCUAAACACAAAUGAUUGAACUGUGAUUCCAAGAGCUGAAUAUCAACUGGAUUUCAUCAUAUCCAAAGCAGCAACAAGGAAUUUUCAGAGACAUUCAUUCAAACAAUGGAUAAAAGCCCAGAGGCAGCUCCAAGCAAACAGUCGCCAAACACCCAGCACAGCUCAUCCUGCACCAUCUCCAAUGGCUUCUUCUGUGGCAUGGCCUCCUGCUCUUCCUCCUUCUCCUGCUCUCUCUGCAAACCUUUAUUGCAGGAGGGUCGCAGAGGCAGCGGGGAGAUCCCACCCUGGAAAUACUGCUUUUGGCAUUCUCUGUAGUGGAUGCAAUAUGUGCUCUGCUCUGGUAUCACUCAUGGUCAAAUAUGGUGGAAUUGGAUGUAUUGCUCCUGUCUAUAGAAGCACAUUACUCUUUUAAAAGAGAAACGGUAUUGGGUUAGUUCAGACCGCUGGCCCAUGUGCCUUAUCCACUGCACAGAGGUUUCCAGUGGCCUGCUUGUCCCCUCCCAAGGCCCACUCCCUCUCCCAAUGCUAGAGAAAGGCUAGUUUCUCUAGUGCAAGAAAGGAAGCCCCUUUCUUAUCCCCAGUCACUGACUGGAGAUAAGUCUAGAGAUUCCAAUAGAUAGAUUCCACAUUAUAAAAAAGAGUGGAUUCUCCUGAACAAGACUAGACAUUUCUCCAUACAGAAGAAGGCAAGGAAUGAUCGCUCCAUCCUCUUAUUACACAGAGAAUAAACGUUAGAAGGAAAGGGAGCAGGGCUUUUGGGGGAAGGCUUGCCCCUGACAUCAUCCUGUCCCUGGAGGGCAAGCUGAAAAAGCAGUUCAGCCCUUUCCCAAACCCUAGAAAGGACUGGGCUACCCACCAAACUGGAAGUGCUUGGAUCCCUCAGAGAAACCAACACAAUGACUAGUAGGGUUAUAUUGCAAGAAACUCCAGCAAAGGCUGUUGGCUGAGACCUGCCCAGUCCAAAGGAAAAGAGUCAUGGCAUCUAUAAGGAUUAUAGUAAUGGCAAUAACAUGGCUCAUUUAUGUGGUGAGGCGGCCUAGAAAAUGGUCAUAGAGACAAGGGCCUUUGAAGGGCUCUCAUGGCUGAGGCAUAUCCUCAUGUCCACGCUGCUGCUUAUCUCGGAAAGGAUGACUAUCCCAUCCCAAAGAGGAGAACAGAGGAUCAUCCACAUGAUUGAAGCUGCCCUCCAUCAAGUCAAUGCCUAGAUGGUCACCACAAUUUUCCAAACUUGAAUUAUGCUUCCAAUGAUAAAUACUGCUGUUGUGCUGAUCUGAACAGAAAGAGCUGCUUGGAGAAUCAGGAAUAUGAGACAUGGAAAAAGGGUUGGCACAUUCCAUUUUCUCUUCCAAAAAGGCAGAAGCUUUCCUCAUGCCAUAAUCUCUUCCACAGUGAAUUAAAGUCGUCUUCAAGAUCUGUUAAACCCUGUGCAGAACAGAUUCUCUCUUUAUUCCCAGUACAGACAGAGACAACUGUGGAAUAUUUGUUUGACCUAAGGAGAUAACUGAAGUGGAAGUUGUCAUAGACUAAGAAAGUUGUGGGUGAGUUUGCAUGUCACAAGAGGCAAGGGUGUAGACUUGUCAUGAUUGGUAGUAACUUAACUGGCAGUGGCAUAGUGGUUAAGAGUGCAGAACUGGGUGACUUUGGACCAGUCCUGACACUCAGUCCAACCGACCUUACAGAGUUGUUAAUGUGAGGAUAAGAUUGAGAGGAAGAGGAGAAUUAUUUAAGCCGCCUUGAGUCUUCUGAAAGGAAAAAAGGCAGAUUGUAAAUAUAAUAAAUACGUUUAUAAUGAAUAAAUAAAAUUUCCAAUGACUGAGUUCACACAUCAUGGCAAACAGCCCUGUAUGGUUUCCAUGCUGUGCAGUUGUUGUUAUGCCUAGAUGUGUCUGAUAGUGAUCUAAGUGAUUUCUAGACUAGCAUGGCUUCUACCCUGCUUGCCCAGUCCUCCCACUGUUGGCAGGUAUCCCAGCAGCCACUGCACCUGAAAUUUAAUCCCAUGUCAGGACCAUUGAGGCCACAAUGCUGGGUUCAGACAACCAGAAAAAACACAGUGAAAGCAUAGAAUAGACCUUUACUUCUUAUCGUGGUUUCCAAGAAAUGAGCAUACCAUGCUGAAAUACCCUGACAGGCUUUGGAUGACACAGCAGGCCAUCCAGUACAAGAACUCCCUCCUACCCCAGCUUGUUGUCCCAUGCAAACCCACCCAAUCACAAACCCUUGCUGGUUCUGGCUUUUCCUGCCUCCCCAUUCUCCCACUUUCUCCAGCAGCCAGCAGCCCCUCCUUGAGCAAAAUCCCCUUCAGUACUUUAUUGUUCUGUAUCUGCCUCAGCUGUUUCUCUGUUAAGUUUGUCCCUCUUCCACCUCCUGUGUUCAUCCCUCUCUUUAAUGCUCCCUAGUGAAUUCAGACUCCAACACUGUUGUUUUUUUAGAUUAAAGUGAGCCCUUCUGCUGAGAUUCCCUCUUGUCCCUCCAUGCACUUACCUGCUUUUUUCCUUCUUCCAGAAAGUAAACAGGGUGACAGGCACAGCACUUAACUGAGCCAAUAGGAGCAAAGCACGCAGUGACAUGUGUGUUGCUAGGAUGCUGUGGGUGGUAGAGAUUGGAUUGGAGCCCCUUCUGUCGCUGCUCUUUCCACAGGACUCAGUGGCACCUUUUCCCUGCAAAAGGAAAAAUUGAGCUCUCUGCUCUUGAGAAUUGUGCUAAUCCAAACCAUAAAACAGACCAGAGAGGUAGAUCUCUCCACAACCAUCAGAGGAAUGAUACAAACUAAUGCCUGAUUCUUCUGCUACAUCCAUUUCAGCUCCUGUGUGCUUGCUUGUUCCUUGCCCCUUUGCUCCUUGGAAAGAGCCUUAGCAUGCUCAGCUCAGAUGUACUUGUCACACUAAGACCUGCUAGCACUGGUACUGAUUCUGUGGCUGGUGGAGCAAAUUUGGCAGGGAGAGUGGCGCAGUUCAUGUCCCUUGGUGCAGCUCCUUCUGCCUUGGGAUUAGCAUACUGAAACUGAAGAGAUGUCGCAAUUCACAAUGGAGGAUGCUGUGGCUAGAUCUAGCUGUGGCUUCAACCCUGUCACCAGCAAGGCUUUCUCUGGAAAUGUAAUCUGAAAUCUCAGAGAUGGAUUCCUAGAUUUGAGAAACAUAAAGUAGCAGGAGCAGGACUCAGAGCAAUAUUGCUCCAUCAGAUAGAUGAAGGAUUAGUUGUGGCCAUCUAGUAGUGGCUAUCUUGUUCCUGGAACAGUGGCACUUCUUAAAGGAGAGUACUUCUGCCAUGGGUCCGUAGUGAAGUCUAAAAGAAUUAACUGCCCAAAGGAAAAUUGCCAGCAGAGAACUGGGGAAAUGAGUGUUGUGAGCUGAGUACUCCCUCCCUGCAGUAACAGACUCACCAGCACGUCUUGCUAUGCAUCUUUAUUGUCCAUAUAAGUCUCUGAGCAUACACAAAGUGAAAAGUUGAACCCUCUCUGCCCCCCUUCACCCAAAGCUUUGCUUAUGAAUCCUUCUGUGCCUGUCUCAGGAGGGAUAAGCGCUUUGGAACUGGGCAUGCCUGCAUUUUUCUCUGUGAGAUCCCAACUGGGUCACCCUGCAACUGUGAAGACACUUUUGGGUCCACCUCUUCAGGAGGCUGGAGUUCUUCAUCUGAUAAGACUCCCCAUAGCUAAAUCCCUCCCCCCCCCCAGAUGUUGUUGUUCUUCUUCGUUCCCACGGGCAGGUUGACUGGGCCCCUCAGCUGCCCUUGAAUUAAUCUCUCCCAUAGCAGGCACAGGCGGGUACCCAGGGCCUUGGACUGCAGCUGGAGCUGUGUCCGUUUCAGCAACCCUCUUGUUAUGAGAGCCCGAGCUGUCAAUCCUGCUGGGAUCGGCCAGCUCCCCUUCAUACAGCUCAUUCUCAGAGACUGAGCUGUCAAUCCUGCCAAAAUGGUCGGCUUCUCGUGCACACCUGGGAAUCUUGCCAGAACAUGCGUGCAUGACAACAGGUGAAUAGAAUGGAAAAUAGUUCCUUAAGCUAAACAAUUUAUCCCAGUGCCACAGUCUAGGAUGUGGGUGGCAGGAGACAAGACAGAGGCACCGGGACCAGGGCAACAGAACCUGAAACCAGGCAGAAUCCAAACACAGUCCAAUAGCAAGGCUCAAGUUGUAAUCAUAGAACAGGCCAAGAUCAGGAACCAGGAAUACAUAUCAGUACAAGACGAGGAAGCAGUCAUGAACAAACCGAGGGUCGAGAACCAGGAAGACAAGCAGGUGCAGGAUGAGAGCCAGAGUUCAGGAGCAGCAAAAGUGGGCAAGGAAGGCUAAGUAGCAAGGCAGUGAGACAGGCUGAGGCAAGGCAUGGUAGGAUAUAGCAAGGGUCAGCAUGCCGAUAUGGCAAGGCAAGGCAAGAUACACUGCAUACGUCAGGCAAGAUACAGGAGCUGAACCAGAGUUAGCAGGAUGACCUCCAUUGCUAAGGCAACAUAGCAAAGCAGGAUGCAGCACAGCAGGAUGGAAACGAUUGGGCAAGACACAGGAGCUGAACUAGGCCCCAGCUUGCAGGAAGCCAUGCAUUGCUGAGACAGCACAGCAAAACAGGAUACUGCAUGGCUGGACAUAGCAGCAAACAGAUGCAGCAAGGGUCAGGCAAGGUGCAGAAGCUGAACCACAGCUAUCAGAAAGACGUGGAGUGGGACAGCGAGGCAGGAUGCAUACAGCAAGAUGGGCAAGACACAGGCAAGACGGAGGCACUACAGCAAACAGGAAGACCUGUGCUGCUGAGGGAAGAGCUUACUCUUAUAUAGUCCAGAGCUUCAGACUGGUGAUGGUCAAGAAGCUGAGAGCUUCAGCAGGGCCUGGGACUAAUCUUGAAAAAUACUAAGAUGGGGAUUCUGGUCCUGGCCACAGGUGCCCUGGGGGGCUCAGAUCCUAACAUCCAGUAAGGUAUUGUGGAAAAACAGAAAUAUAUCCAUGCUGUUCUCAAGGUGGUCAGAAGGGAGAAGCUGCUUUCCCCUCCUCUUUAGACUAAUGUAGUAGCUUGACAGCUUACUAAGAGGAAAGGGCAGUAGUACCAGCUCCCUGGCUAGAGCUCUAGAUGGUUCCAAGGUUUGCUUGCAACCUCCCAGGUGGAGAAUCCUUGCAUGGGACUGCACCAAGACAGGAAGGGCUGGAGGAUAUUAUCAGAAGCUGGUACUGGUGGGGACCUGCUGAAGUUCCUUUUGCCACAUGUUCUGGAUUCCUUUCUUGCUGUCACUGCUUGCUGACCUGUCUUUGUGCAUUGAACAGUACCAUGUGUGAAGAGACAAGAAGUCUACUCCACGUGCCUUCUGCUCCUCCUCUCAAUGGUAGAGUAGGUUGGGCCCAAAUGAAAGUGCCCCGGCAGCAGCAGGGUGGGUUGAGCUUUUACUUGGGGAAACAAUAUGGACAUACCAAGAACCCCCUGCCAGAGGUAUCUUGCCCAAGCACCCCACCCAAAUAUGGAAAUCGCAUUGGGUUAACAUAUCAAGAUAUGCUGUAAUUUUUGAAGUCAGACAAAAGAAUGUCUUAAGAACAGAUGAAAGCUGUAACUUGAGAAGUGCCCCCAGUACACAAGACUGACCCUGUCACCUCACAACCUUGACUCCUGUUUGCUCCUAGUGUUGGAGAACAACAUGCAGUAACAAAAACUGAAAGUGCAUGCAGUUCAGGUGUGACCAUUUCUUUCCAGAUACCCUUAUAUUAUCAUUCAAGACCUUUAUAUUCCCAUGCUCAUGUUCUUUGCUACACUGUGGAAGGUGGUAGACCAAUCAGCUGAUCAUGUCCGUUGCAUGAAAUGGGAUGUAAUUUAGUAGAACAUGCUUUGCGUGCAGUUGCCAGGUUCAGUCCCUGAUAACUUCAGAGGGCUAGAACCACUCCUCUUUGAAAUCCUGGUGUCUACAAUUGUUGCCUAGGUAGAAAGUAAUCUGACUUGUAAAGCUGGGUUCAUAUAACAAGCAACACUAAUAGUUCUCCUUAAAUCAUUGGUUGUUGUAAAAAUACGGUUGCAUUGUAUAAACUUAGCCACAUGGUUCUAAGCAACCCAUAGUUUGUCAGUUGUGAAUUAUGGGUCAUUGAACAACCCUUGCUUUAUUAGCACAGCUUGGUUCAACUCACAUUUCAGCAACCAAUGAGUUGAGGAUUAACUCAUACACAACCUUGAAUGUGGCUUGUUGUGUUGUGUAAACCCCUCCAAGGCACCUCUCCUGUGUUCCCAAUUGUGAUGAAAGGCAACUUAUGGCCUGUGACGUUCUCCUUUGUAUUAGUGGACUUGGAGAACGGCUGUAUUCCUGUUUUUGGAUUUUUCUUGAUUUUGGCAAGUGUGAGUUUCAUUUGUGACUCUUACUCAAUGCCAAAAGUAUUUUUGUCUUUAUGAAACAAAGACAAUAACUCAAUUAUACUUAUUCCUGAAUCCUCCUAGAAAUAAAGGGUAUCAGUUGGCAAAUUGAUGGUUCAUCAACUCUUUAAGUAUGAACAAAAACAACACAGAAUGCAAGCAUUGGGUUUGACAAAUUUAUUUCUAGACUUUUAGGGGAGGUCAUUUUUUUUCAUUUUCAUUUGAUGGAAAUUUAUCCGUUACAGGUCUGUUGGUGACAAUGUGCAUUUCAGACCAGUGAUGUCAAUAAGUACUAUAUAUAUAUGUAUAUUACAUACAUACAUACAUACGUGUGUGUACAAAUCUGAAUUGCUUUGCUUUCUACAGAUCGUUAUAACAAUGUGACAAUAAAGCAUCUCUGUUGGCACGUGAA
Molecule: messenger RNA, 7486 nt
Organism: Varanus komodoensis (Komodo dragon)
Lineage: Eukaryota; Metazoa; Chordata; Lepidosauria; Squamata; Varanidae
Gene: LTO1
Product: LTO1 maturation factor of ABCE1
Exons: 7
Coding region: 109-531 (140 amino acids)
Source: RefSeq, a predicted model, not a curated record